Messenger RNA from Cantharellus anzutake, 2202 nucleotides. RefSeq lists its product as uncharacterized. The transcript is spliced from 8 exons. NCBI's taxonomy places the organism in Eukaryota, Fungi, Basidiomycota, Agaricomycetes, Cantharellales, Hydnaceae. The record is from RefSeq and is a predicted model, not a curated record. The coding region runs from base 1 to 2202 and encodes 733 amino acids.
AUGAAAGGCAAAGCUCGUGCCACGCGUCGCACUCUCAACAAGGUGGACCCUGUGUCAGACAAGAAGCCUGUUGGCUUCGAAUCUGUUCAGACCGACUUAGGUGCUUCGACAAGUCGAACACAGUGGAAGGGCAGUGGAAGGCCAUCAGCUCCCGUGCCCACUAAUGAGGCCGCCACCUCUGCAGUCGCUUGCACUGGUGUUGCAAGCCAGAGUUUGUCAGCCCCUGUACCCACUAAUGAGGUCAUUGCCUCGGUAGUGGUCCAGACUGACAUUUCUGAUGCAGACCAGACUGCCUCAACGAGCCGUUCACUUUUUGGGCUGCACUUGCCCAAGGACCUCGUUUUCACCAAAAAAGGAAAAUCACUCCCUCAACUGCGUUUUAGUAUAUCUUGGACGCCUGGACAGAACGUUCUGGAACAUUCAACAGAUCGUUGGUCAAUUUUUCGGGACGGUCUGGAGGAAAACUCAUUAAUUAGCGACAUGCGGAUAAGCUCUAUUGAGGAGGCCCUCAAGAAGUCAUUCCCCGCGCUGACUUCAAGCCCCUCAAUCAGGAUCCCUUCCCCAACCAUCAAUGGUCGGACUUGUAUCGGUUUCCCGGUAUUCACCCCCAAGCCAUCGCUGCGAAUCUACAUGCGACCAACACACAGUGGUCUCAGCUCAAUGAUGAGAGCACGCCCUCACAUUUACUCAUUUAUCCUUUUGCCCCUUCAUGGGAUUUCACUCACUUCCCUGUCCUUUACGACUGAUCACGACCUUGGCGGUCAUUACAAGAUCUUGGAGCCCAAAUGGUUGAUACAGCGAGAGAAGAUUGCAAGUAGGCUCAAGCAAUGCAUUCUCGUGUUUAAGACUGUCAGCAAUAUUGCGGACUUCAUAUCGCUCUCACUGCCAAAGCCAGAUGAGUGCAAGUUCGACGUUCUGAAGGACUGGGAUCGAUUACUUGAUCGGCACCGUGAGCCUGAGAUGCAGCGUGCAAUCAAACUUCUUUUUAUGCACGUGCUUGACUUACGGGCAUGGGCCCUCUGGGCCUUGUUUAAAGUAAUCGAUUUUCUUGCUUCUCUUCAUGAAUUGCCCCCUCCUCAUUUCCCUAUCACUGGGGAAAUAAUAGGAUGCACACUGUUUUCGUCGAGUCCAGGGGCGAAUCCUGAACUCGAAUUUGGAGAAUACCUCGAACCUUUGCGUAUGACCAUACCGUCCACCAUCCGUCGACCUCUUCCUACUUUCGGAUUCCCGCCAAUAAUGUUUUUCACCCAAAUCCUUGGAUACGAGCACUGUGAUAAUAACAAGGAAUUCUGUAUUGAUAUCUUCGGGGUCAUUCACUCCAUUUACCCCCAAACAUUUGGCUCCUUUCAGUUACCUGAAUCACUACCAGAGGAAGAGGGUUCUCCCCCCCCUGGACCUGUUGUUCGGGAGCCCUGUCGAGAUCUCCUCAAGUUUGGUCAACAGUACCAAAAAGCCCCAGAUCUGCCAAUGUUUGAUGACACCGAGGAGGGUUUGGUGAAGUUUGAAGCUACGCAUGAACGCUAUGACCAGGAGGAAAGGGAAGCCCAGCACCAUCCCUAUGGUGCUCUCUUGAUCACCCAAGCCUAUCUGGGCAUAGGUGAGGCGCAACAGGAGGUUGGGAAUAUCAUCACUGGCAUGGCUGACAAAAAUAACUCCGUCAAACCUCCACCGAUUGGGACGUUCUUGGUAUCGUCAGAAUCGUACGAAUUAGGACUAUUUUUGGAUACCGAAUCCGUAUCGAGUUGUCGCAUGAAUGGAAGGGGUUUUCUAAUCGUGGAAAUGGGUAUCCGAGCCGGCGCUGCGCGUGGGCGAUUAUCCCGCCUACACCGUCAACAAUUAUCCAGAGAGUAUCUGCAACUCAUAGGGGAAUUCACGGAGCCUCAAGCGAAUCCUAUACCUGUGACCGCCAAUGAGGAUACGGGUGUUGCAGGAUCACUCCAGGCAAAAACACGGGGUCCUGUUAAGGAAUUCAUUGAACCUCCGACUCAUUCUGCAGCUGCAGCUGCCAGCGGGAUUAUGGGUCUCGCAGGACCAUUGCAGACAAGGAUGCACGAUCCUGUAUCUCAAACGCAUGGAGGUGAACAAUCGGCACCAUUGCAUAUGAGCGGAGCGUCAGGUUCAGGUUCCAUGGAACUUGACGAGGGGCAUCGCGAAGUGGGCAGUCGAACAACCCAACAUUCUGCUUCACGUGUGGAAACUUGA